Molecule: messenger RNA, 384 nt
Organism: Prorocentrum cordatum
Lineage: Eukaryota; Dinophyceae; Prorocentrales; Prorocentraceae
Source: the annotation of a GenBank genome assembly
AUGGGGCGAGAUGCCGCGGCGCCGCCCGCCGCCCGGGCGCCCGGCGCUGGGGGGCCCCCGGCGGGACCGCCGCUGGCCUUCCGCGACGGCCCACGGGUGAGCAGCGGCGCCUGGGUGGGCGCGUGCCACAGCGCGCCGGCGAGCCUGGGCGCGGCCGAGGCCGCCUGCGGAGCGGACGCCGAGUGCGUGCUGCUGCACGACGCCCGCUGCGAUGGCGAGCACGUGCGCCGCUGCUGGCGGGGAGCGGAGCUGGUGGAGCUGGUCGACGACAGGAGGGAUAGCGAUGGGUGCACGAGAAGUGGUGGACGAUCCGGCGGGCGAGAAGGAGGACGUCGUCGUGGUGCCGGCCGUUCACAAGAGGUGGGGCGAGCCUUCGUCGCCUAG